This is a messenger RNA of Ogataea parapolymorpha DL-1, 1428 nucleotides long. RefSeq names its product DNA repair helicase RAD25. The transcript has a single exon. Gene Ontology annotation, cellular component: transcription factor TFIIH holo complex; transcription preinitiation complex; nucleotide-excision repair factor 3 complex. The record is from RefSeq and is a predicted model, not a curated record. Gene Ontology annotation, molecular function: DNA binding; ATP binding; 3'-5' DNA helicase activity. Lineage: Eukaryota; Fungi; Ascomycota; Pichiomycetes; Pichiales; Pichiaceae. Bases 1 to 1428 code for a protein of 475 amino acids. Gene Ontology annotation, biological process: transcription initiation at RNA polymerase II promoter; nucleotide-excision repair.
AUGUUUGGUAACGGACGUGCAAGGUCUGGAAUUAUUGUGCUUCCCUGUGGAGCGGGAAAGACUCUGGUCGGAAUCACGGCUGCCUGUACGAUCCGUAAGUCGGUUAUUGUGCUCUGUACGUCCUCUGUUUCCGUGAUGCAAUGGAGACAGCAAUUCUUGCAAUGGUGCACAAUUCAACCCGAGAACGUUGCUGUGUUCACGUCUGAAAACAAGGAGAUGUUUUCAGGAGACGCUGGGCUGGUGGUUUCGACAUACUCCAUGGUUGCCAAUACUAGAAACCGUUCUUACGACGCCCAAAAAGUGAUGGACUUCCUUACGUCUCGUGAAUGGGGAUUCAUCAUUCUGGACGAGGUGCACGUCGUUCCCGCUGCCAUGUUCCGGAGAGUCGUCACAACCAUUGCUGCGCAUGCAAAACUGGGUCUCACGGCUACGCUGGUCCGUGAGGACGAGAAGAUUUCCGAUUUGAACUUCCUCAUUGGUCCAAAGCUCUACGAGGCCAACUGGAUGGAGCUUUCGCAAAAAGGACACAUUGCCAACGUCCAGUGUGCAGAAGUUUGGUGUCCAAUGACCUCAGAAUUCUAUCAAGAGUAUCUGAGAGAAAGCGCGCGCAAAAGAAUGCUUCUUUACAUCAUGAAUCCUACAAAGUUCCAGGCUUGUCAGUUCCUGAUCCACUAUCACGAAAAACGUGGAGACAAAAUUAUUGUCUUUUCAGAUAAUGUCUACGCUUUGCAAGAAUACGCACUCAAGCUUGGAAAACCGUUCAUUUAUGGUUCCACGCCGCAGCAAGAGAGAAUGAACAUUUUACAGAACUUCCAGUACAACGAUCAGGUCAACACGAUUUUCCUGUCGAAAGUCGGAGAUACCUCCAUUGACCUGCCCGAAGCCACUUGCCUGAUCCAAAUCUCGUCUCACUACGGUUCCAGAAGACAGGAAGCCCAGCGAUUGGGCAGAAUUCUGCGAGCUAAACGGAGAAACGACGAAGGUUUCAAUGCAUUCUUUUACAGUCUCGUUUCCAAAGACACUCAGGAAAUGUAUUACUCGACCAAAAGACAGGCGUUCUUGGUUGAUCAGGGUUACGCAUUCAAAAUUAUCACGCAUCUUCACGGAAUGGAGAACUUGCCGAACCUCGCAUACUCGACGGCCAAGGAACGCCGCGAACUUCUUCAGGAGGUGUUGCUGAAGAACGAAGAUGUGGCAGGCAUUGAAUUGGGCGAAGAUUCCGAAAACCUUGUUGGUAACGGAGUCUCUAAAAAACUGAAGAACACCUCCAAGGCAGUGAAGAACCAAGGAUCGCUGGCCGGUCUGGCAGGAGGUGAAGACAUGGCUUAUGUCGAAUAUUCUAAGAGUAAGGCCAAGGAAGUUGCUCACCACCCAUUCUUCCAGAGAAACUACUACAAAAAGAACAAGAGAAAGAAGCAGAAUCAAUAG